Molecule: messenger RNA, 972 nt
Organism: Moesziomyces antarcticus
Lineage: Eukaryota; Fungi; Basidiomycota; Ustilaginomycetes; Ustilaginales; Ustilaginaceae
Product: 40S ribosomal protein S26
Exons: 5
Coding region: 1-972 (323 amino acids)
Biological process (GO): translation
Cellular component (GO): ribosome; cytosolic small ribosomal subunit
Molecular function (GO): mRNA binding; structural constituent of ribosome
Source: RefSeq, a predicted model, not a curated record
AUGACCUCGGCCGAGGUCUUCAUCGAGGCCAACUUGCGCGCGAAGACCAGGCUUCGAGUAGAGCCUGCGCCCGGCCCGCCGAGAUCGACCGCUCCGAGCCUUGACUGGGCUGCCGCCUGGAGCGCCCGUCGAGAGGCCUCUUGCUGUGCUUGGGUGGGGGGCGCCCAGAGGCUUUGGAAUUUCGAGCUUCUUGGCUGCCACCGAGUGCUGCAGCACGGCCUCAAUCGAGAGAGAGGCAGCCGCAGCCAAGCCAGUGCGCCAGCCUCGGCCGCUCGUAUCGCAUCGCAUCAUCCCGUCCUCGUCAGCAGUGCACGCCGCCCCAACCCGACUGCAGUCACCGUCGCCAUUGCCAUCAGAAAGCAUCAACAUAGCCGACAUGGCAACCUUCCGAUCAGGCGGCAUGAUGGUCUCUUGGAUUUCUUAGAGCGUACGGCCAAACACGAUAGCAGGUCCAGCGGCAUGCAAUCGGCACUCCAAGGCGUUCCUGCUGGCUAUUUGCGAGCCCCAUGGAUGCCCAACGAGCUGGACCGAACUCUGCGCUCCGACGACGAUGCGCAUGCACCACACCGACACAUGCACCGUGCGAUAGCGACUGUGAUGGGUUGGGCUUCUAGCAACCAUUGGACUCGCCGCAACAAGUCCGGCCGAGGCCACGUUACGUUUGUGCGAUGCUCGAACUGUGCUCGCGCCGUCCCCAAGGACAAGGCGAUCAAGCGCUUCACUGUUCGCAACAUUGUCGAGGCUGCUGCCAUCCGUGAUCUGUCGGAGGCGUCGGUGUACCAGGAGUACGCUCUGCCCAAGCUGUACAUCAAGGUGGUCUACUGCGUCUCGUGCGCGAUCCACGCCCACAUUGUGCGUGUGCGCUCGCGCGAGGGUCGCCGCAACCGUCUGCCCCCUCCCCGUGUCCGCUACAACAAGGACGGAAAGAAGAUCAACCCCGCCGUCGCCCAGAUCCAGGCCCAGCGCGCUUAA